GAGGAGGGUCUUCUUGUCGCGGAACAUCGGUGCAGUUCAGACCCCUGAGUCUGUAUCUGUCUCAGGAUUGUGUUAUCAUGGAACCUAGCAGCUGCCAACUUCACAGUGCUUUGAGGCGCUCAUCAGAGCUUGGGCGUGCAGUCCUGAAGCGUGCUCGGAAUAGGAGAGUACAUUGGUCGCCAGAUGAUCUGGCUUGCAGUGGAAAAAGUGAAUCAGUAGAAUCUUCAGUUCAGAAAGAUGAGGCUAAACAAGAAUGGAGUGACAUUGAUGAGGCUUUUGCUUCAGUUCUACAAUGUUUGGCUCAUGCUACCAGACAGUGUAAGCACUAUUAUAAAGAUGUACCGCUAAAUGAAACAGAUGAAUUGGAAGAAAACCAUAUUCGUCGAUACCACAAGGGGCCAUCAAUAACCAAAGUUCCUGUUAGAUACACUGAUAAGGUUCACAUUCAAGUGGCACCAGGUUCUUAUGCAGUGACAGCAAAAUCCAAAAUUUCAGAGAGACAACAGACGCGUGUGAUACAUUUGGGUCCAGAUCAGACAAUCAAUCUUGCCUUUCAUGUCUGAAGUAUGGGCAAGAAAGAUUUGGACAACUUAUGACCAUAACCAGUGGCCCUACAUUUAUUUUCAUUUAGGGACAUUUGGAACUUUGAUUAUCUGCACAAUGGUCAUCUUUUACAAUUAAAAUACUUUUUCUCUGAGCAUUUGAGGACUGAGUGAAGCAACCAUUUUUUGAAGUGUAAUGUUGCUUAGUUCAUUUGAAUGUAAUACAGUUUUAA
This is a messenger RNA of Hemiscyllium ocellatum (epaulette shark), 775 nucleotides long. It is a transcript of the gene akip1, whose product is annotated as A kinase (PRKA) interacting protein 1. Gene Ontology annotation, biological process: regulation of non-canonical NF-kappaB signal transduction. Bases 78 to 563 code for a protein of 161 amino acids. Lineage: Eukaryota; Metazoa; Chordata; Chondrichthyes; Orectolobiformes; Hemiscylliidae. The transcript is spliced from 5 exons. Gene Ontology annotation, cellular component: nucleoplasm. The record is from RefSeq and is a predicted model, not a curated record.